Phalacrocorax carbo (great cormorant) is the source of this 5370-nucleotide messenger RNA. The record is from RefSeq and is a predicted model, not a curated record. NCBI's taxonomy places the organism in Eukaryota, Metazoa, Chordata, Aves, Suliformes, Phalacrocoracidae.
UCCGGAAGCGGAAGUGGCGGCGCGGGUCCCGGCGGCGUUGCCGGGCGGAGGCGCGGGCCCACGGCGGCUGCGUCCCGUCGCUAUGAGCGCGGCCGGGCUGGUGUCCGCCACGCCGCCCGCCCCUGCCCCGCCUGGGGCGCCCGCCGCCGCCGCUGCCAUGCCCCCCGGCCCCGAGUACUACGAGGAGGAGGAGCUGGAGAGCGCCGAGGAGGAAGACGGCGAGCGGAGCGCUCGGGCCCGGGACUCCGAUGAGGACACUGAGGAUGCCAGUGAAACUGACCUGGCAAAACAUGAGGAAGAGGACUUUGUAGAAAUGAAAGAACAGAUGUAUCAGGACAAACUGGCGUCUCUGAAGAGGCAAUUACAGCAGUUGCAGGAAGGUACUCUUCAGGAAUAUCAGAAAAGAAUGAAAAAGUUGGACCAGCAGUAUAAAGAAAGGAUACGGAAUGCAGAACUGUUCCUCCAGCUGGAAACAGAUCAGGUGGAAAAAAAUUAUGUCAAGGAAAAGAAGGCAGCAGCAAAGGAGUUUGAAGAUAAGAAAAUUGAGCUUAAGGAAAAUUUGAUUGCAGAGUUGGAAGAGAAAAAGAAGAUGAUUGAGAAUGAAAAGCUAACCAUGGAAUUAACAGGAGAUUCAAUGGAAGUGAAGCCUAUUAUGACAAGGAAACUGAGGAGGCGACCAAAUGAUCCAGUUCCGAUCCCAGACAAGAGGAGGAAACCUGCCCCUGCUCAGCUAAAUUAUUUGUUGACUGAUGAGCAAAUAAUGGAGGACCUGAGAACACUGAAUAAGCUUAAAUCACCCAAGAGACCAGCCUCUCCCUCCUCUCCCGAACACCUCCCAGCUACACCAGCAGAGUCUCCAGCACAGCGGUUUGAAGCCCGGAUAGAAGAUGGAAAACUCUACUAUGAUAAGAGAUGGUACCACAAGAGCCAGGCUAUUUACCUGGAGUCUAAAGAGAACACUAAGAUCAGCUGUGUGAUCAGUUCUGUGGGUGCCAAUGAGAUCUGGGUGAGGAAAACCAGUGACAGCACAAAGAUGAGAAUCUAUCUGGGACAGCUGCAGCGAGGUGUUUUUGUGAUUCGUCGACGAUCAGCUGCAUGACUGUAUGCUCUUCCUUGGGCUCUUUUUUUUUCCUUUUUUUUUUUUUUAACCAAUAGAUAAACCUCUGAUGGGGAAUGGCAGUCUGUUCACUCAUCUUAGCAGCAGAGAACACUGCUAUGACCUCCUACGAGACAGUUUGUGGCUGGCCACAUAAUCCCCAGUAGUCCUUAAAUCUUUAGUGAUACCCAAGCCCUGCCCUGGACUAUUUCUGGAUUUUGCAUCAAGCUUCUGUAUGCUUUGUAUUUUGGGUGACUAUUUAAGAAGACUUGGCAUCAUACUUUUUCAUCGUUGUUUCAUGGUGCGUAGAUGGGACUCGUAUGUUGAAAACAACGUAACAUUUAUGUUUUGAAUCAGACCAAUGGAAGAAGCUUUGCUUGUCAAGACCUGACAUUAUUCAUUGUUCUUGGUUUUGUUUUCCUGCAAGGCUCGGGAUGUUGGGCAAAAGGAGAUUAACCUUGCCAGCGCUCAGGUGCAGCCCAGAGAUGCGUCUGCAAUACCUGGUAUAUGACAUCAGCUUUGUUGGAUGAACUGUUUAAAGACUUGAGCGCUAAGGCUUCUCUUUAGGGAAGUGUGAACAGCUUAGAAAUUGCUGAAAAUCCAGUUGACUGUAAUGUAGUUAAGCAGUCUGUUGUGGUUAAUCAGAAGCUGCCGGUUCUCUUCACAUUAAAAAGCCCUUCAAUGAGCAAGCAAAGAGUACAUCUAUUUGCUGAAGUAAUUUCCUGAAAUAGGUGGAUGAGUACAAACCAAAGGAUUCGUUAACUGGACUUUGCAGGUAGCAAGACUAUGUGAACUAUAUGUAUAAGCGCUCACACGUGUAGAGAGAUGAAAGGUAAAUUUCAUUUUCUUUACUGACACUUAGAGUAACAGGUCAUGCUGUAAUCCUGCUGACAGGAGAUACUGGGUCUGUUGUAUCUUCCAAAGAAGCCUGGUACAGAGUAGAAAGCAGCAAUGACAUCCUUUUAGUGUGUAGCCAAAACCUUCAUUCCCUAAAAUGUCAUGCAAAGGUUUGCCUUUGAAGGGUGUUUUAAUUACUGGAGAUAACACCGGGUUUCUACAUCUGCCCUCCAAUAGCACAAGUGAAGAUGCUCACGUGGUGAUAUUAAUACAUUCCCUUCCAAGAUGUUUAAAAUCUGAGUCUGGCGUUCCUUCAUUAUUCCCAGUCUUUUGCUGAUGGCUGAAACCACCGAUACCAUGUGUGACUGCACUGGCAGGAACUACGCAGUGCACUGGCAAUGCUGUCAGAUCUUUGCCUUCUGUGCAAAAGAACUUUGUGCUCUUUUUGAUUACUGGACGAAAAAUUGUUGUAAUUUCUGCCUUUAUGAAUAUCUGUCACUCUGAGGCAUCGUUUGUUUUUGCUUUUGAACUGCCGCCUUGUUCAGCAUCAGUCUAGCCUUUCUUUCGUAUCUGGAUAAAUGGAGUAUUUUAAAUUACUGUUUCUAUUUCUUUUCCUUACUUGCAGUUGGGUGGCAAUCGUAUCCCAGUAACUGGUGUACGUACCUGGAUCUAGAGUGGAGUGUUAUGGCUGAGUUUCUGAUGUGUUGCCUUUGUGGCCGAGAUACUUUACCUGUUUUUACUGUGUUUAGAGUUUCAACUGGUUCUGGAGCCUUGGCGAGGAAAGGAGGGGGUGUCUGUUUCCCACCCCUUGAAAAUGUGCCAUCUUCGCACGUUGCAGUCAGGUGGAAAGCAGCAGGCUGGAUUGUGUCAAGUUAACAGCAUACUUAAUGUAACUUAGCAUUCUCUGCACAUGUGACAGGUUUUUAAUAAGGUGAUGAUGUACCAAACAGGAUUUGUCACUGAGCCUUAAAAUGAACAUCGUAGUUCUUAUAAUAAAAAGUGCUAAGUAAAUAGCAGGAUUUGUUUCCUACCUAUAUCAUUUUAUCAAUAUAUAUGUUUGUGGAAAUAGCUGGGAGCUUUGGUUCAAUUUUGGGGAGAUAUCUUGCCAACCUGCUAACAGCAGGUGAUCUCUCCGCUGCUGUGAUGUUGUCUCUUCUGGGGUAAUUUUAAAGGUAUUGGUAGAAGUGUGGAAGUGCAGCAGCCCUCUGAGAGGCAGGCAUGGUAUAGGUGUGCAUUGUGUAAGCUUAAAUUAUGUAGCAUUGACACAACAUCUUAAUCUGAAUCAACAACAUCUGCUCACCAUCCCUGUUCUUUGGCAGAAUUGGGGAAAGAAUAGCUCUCUCGCAGCCAAAAGCCUGUCUUUCCAUCAGCGGUGGUCUUUUGUUGCGGGGGGGCGAGGGGGGUGUGAUGGCGUGGGACACACAUCUAGUUCACACCCUGAUGAGAAUUUGAAUAGUCUUCUGGAAGCAAAUACCUGUGGGACUGUUCCACUGUCUCCCUCUUCUGUAACCCCACUGCGGACACUCUGCGGUGCUGAGAAAUGGACCGUUACAAGGAGUCACCUUGUGUUGUUGCAGGUAAUGGAGGGGCGUAGCCUCGGACUGCAGGCCGUAGUGGGAGGAAAGAAGCUACGAAGGGAUGAGGACAGUGAGCAGUCAGGGGGAGGGCGUUUUCGUGUACGUAGUAUUGACUGGGGAGAUGGGUUACACAAGCUGGUCCUGACCAGGGGCAGAGCUUCAGCGUGGAAGUUGUCAAAGCUUGAUCUCAAACGCUUACUCUACUCUUUCACGCCGAUCUUGGAUCUCCGGGAAGGAUGUAUGAGGUUUGUACAGCUCCUUUCUGUCAGAGUUCCUUGCCCAUUGCCAGUCCCCAGUGCCCCUGGAUCAAACUUUUCACUAUAAUUUCUGCUUUUGAGAGUCCUAAGUGUGGGCUUGUAGCCCUCUGCUCAAAUUUAAGUGCUACACUGAAGGUAUUUUUGUUUUAAGGUUACUUCAUCCUUAGUUUCUUAAUUUUAAUGAAAUGAAAGUCUUUUGCCUUAGUUGAUCACCAUAAAAAGUAGAUCUGUCUCCUCUAACAAAGCAUAUGAAUAUUGUAUCAUGUUUUUUCAAGCGGGCUGUUCUGUAAUGGCCUGUGCCAUUUACAAGGCUGGAAAUGAUAAAAAUGCAGUGCCUUAUUGUGCGCUGAGGGAAGCAGUACAUUUUUAAUCCUAGGAUGCUCAAAAUGUGUUGUGGCAAGGAUGAGGCAUGUGGAGAUCAAGAGUAUAGACAUCAGCUGUGGAAAUGAAGAUUUCCUGCUGCUGGUUGGAAGAAGAAACAAGUUACUCGAGAUGGACAAGGUCUUGCGUAAAUUCUAAAAGAAAAUUGGCUUUUCUAUCUGCUAUUUGCCUGGCUGACAUCAGUCUUUUGAAGAAUUCGAACCCUCAGUGAACAGAAAUGGCUUUGCUACAGUUAUGAAAAGACUUAAUCCUCAUUACGAACAGCAUUUAAAGGAGAUUGAAGAAAUAGUUUUAACUCCUUAUAGUAAUUUUAAAGAAAGGUGAACUUUCUGCCAAAAAUAGGCUUUUAUUGAGGGUUAAAUUAUACUUGGCUGUUGACUCAUAUUGAACAGUUUUGUUGUGCUUUUCCCCCUGAGAAGCGGGCUGUGAUGUUGAUCAAGUGCAAAAUAAAAAGGCUCCCACCCACCCCCCCCCACGCCCCGUUAGAUGUUCAAAUGGUCGGGAAGGCAAACCAGUGAACUGACUGCCAGUGGCUUUUUGACAUCAUGCUCACCGAAAGGUUUCAAAGGAGGCUUUUUCCUGGGACGAAUGCUAAUGAAAGGAAUUAUCUUUUUUUAGCUCGUGGGCUUUGUCUGGAAUUUUGUAAAGAGACAAAGCGAUUUAAUGACAGAAGUCUUGUUUGCAAUUUUUUUGUACAUUUCAGGGGAACUUGCGAAAAUAAAGCCUAAAAGAGCAAGAAAUGAAUGUGACCCUUGUGAGUAACUGAGGUUCUUCCUCUUUCAGAAAAAGAAAAAUUAAAACACCUUUUGGGUUCUUGUUCCACAGAAACAAAUAGCAAAUGCUAAACGAUUAAGAAAAUCUGAAUGCAUGUCUGAGGUUUGCUGGUACCAGUUUUAGUUUGUCCAACUCUAAACCUAAAGUUUAAUAUAAUUUGGAGUAUUUUGAAAACAAAAGAAUAUUUCCAUUUUUGUAUGAUCCCGUUUUCACUGAAACUUCGUUUCAUACAGUUAAAGAAUUCCACUAUUUUAAUGUUUUGCUGAAGUUGGGAAACACCUUUAACACUUACUGUCAGCUCAAACUUUUGAGAUGCCGAUAUAUCUUGUAAUACUUUAAGUACCUAUUUCUUUACAAUGGAGCAAAUGCUGCUAUUUAGAUUCCUUUUGAUGCAAGAAUGCUUUUCUGGAAAAUAUUUCAGUUUAGUUAAUAAAUAUGUGUAAAAGAA